Molecule: messenger RNA, 2529 nt
Organism: Cavenderia fasciculata
Lineage: Eukaryota; Evosea; Eumycetozoa; Acytosteliales; Cavenderiaceae
Exons: 3
Coding region: 1-2529 (842 amino acids)
Biological process (GO): rRNA processing
Cellular component (GO): nucleus
Molecular function (GO): RNA binding
Source: RefSeq, a predicted model, not a curated record
AUGUCAGACAAGAAGAAUAAUAGUGGUAGCGGAGUCAUUACAGACAAUCGUUUCAAAAAAGCACAGUUUGAUCCAAAGUUCAAACUUCGUAGAAGAAAAUUAGAUAAUGCUAUUCAAUCAGACGAUCGUUUCUCAAAGGCUUUAGCUUCAAAGAGAUUUAAUGAAAAGACUCAAGUUGAUCUUUAUGGUAGAAGAUUUGAGGAGAGUGACGAUGAAGAAAAGGAUGAGGUAGCAGAGAAACCAGUAAAGAGCAAAGUUGUUGCUCAAAAGAAAGUAGAUUCUACUACUACUAAAAAGACUGCUGCUGUCGCUGUCGUUGCUGCACCAUCAACAAAAGCAAAUAAUAAGAAACAAGCAGCAACACAACAAACAAAGGCUGCAACACCAUCAGAUAACAGAUUCAAUAUUCCUCAAAAAUGGAAAGAUUCAAAUUUAGUUGAAGAAGAUGAAGAAGAGGAAGAAGAAGAAGAAGAAGAAGAAGUACCAGUCUCAAAGAAACAACAACAACAACAACAACAACAAAAUAACAAAAAGAACAAUACUCCAGUAGUUGUUGAUACAAAGAAAAAACAAUCAAAACAACAAGUUGUCCAAGAAGAAGAAGAACAAGUAAAUAGUGAAGAUGAUGAAGAUAAAAGAGAAUUAUUAUAUGGUGGUUUUGAUUACAACUCUGAUACUGAAAGUAGUGAUGAAGAAGGUGUCAUUGAAGAUGAAAUAGAAGAAGAGGAAGAAGAAGAAGAUGUACCAAGAGGAGAUGCAUCAAAGAGAUUUGCAGUAUUAAAUUGUGAUUGGGGAAAUUUUACAUCAAGAGAUUUAUUCAUUGUAUUUAAUUCAUUUACACCAAAGAAUGGUAGAAUUGAAUCGAUUACUGUGUAUCCAUCAGACUAUGGUUUGAAGCAAAUCGAGUUGGAGAAACAGUCUGGUCCAAACCGUGCCAUUUGGAAUGACAAUAAAAAGAAGCAACAAACCGACUUGGAAGAACAAUCAAGAGCAUCUAUUGCUGCCAAAGCAUCACUCGAGUAUGACAGAAGAAACGAUGCCGAGUCAUUGGAUGGUGACGGAUUCGAUUUGGAAAAGUUACGUAAAUAUGAAAUGGACAAGUUGAAAUACUUUUAUGCCGUUGUACAAUGUGACAGCGUAGAGACUGCCAACGCCAUCUAUGACGAAUGCGAUGGUUUGGAUAUUGGUGAGACUGCCAAUACUCUAGAUCUCAGAUUCGUGCCAGACGACCAAGUAUUUACCAAUGAACCACGCGACACUUGUACAGAUAUGCCACAGUCUGGUCCCAACCUCGAGUUCCAAACCAAUGUACUCAAGGGUACCUCGGUUGACUUUACAUGGGAUGUUGACAAAACAAGAAGAAGAAAGCUUACUGGUACAUUCAACGACUUUGAAGAAGACGACAUCAAGACAUACUUGGCCGAGCCAGAAGCAUCAUCCGACGAAGGUGAAGAAAAAAUGUCAAGAUUAAAGUUGAGAAACAAGUAUCGUUCACUAUUGUUUGGUAAUGAUAAUGAUGAUAAUUUGGUUCAAGAAAAGGAUGAUCUUAAAGUUACUUUUAAAUCUGCUCUUGAUGAUGGAAAUGAAAAUCAAGAUGAAGAUGAAGAGGAAGAGGAUGGAUUCACUAUUAAAUUCUCUGAUCAAGAAGGUGGACAAAGUAGUAGCGAAGAAGAAGAAAGUGAUGAUGAAAGUGAAGAACAAGAAGAAGAUAGUGACGAUGAAAGUGGAGAAGAAAACAGUGAAGUUGAAACUGAUUCAGAUUAUGAUGAUAGUUGGCAAAAGGAAUUACAAUCAAUGGAUUCUGAUGAUGAUGCUACAAUGAAGGAGAUUACUAUCAACACUGACCUCAACUUGGUCGGUAAAAAGCUACUCAAGGACAAGGAGAAACGUGAAAACAGUAAUGUAUGGAACGACUAUUUGGAGAAACGUAAAUCAAAGAAAUACGAAAAGAAACAUGAAAAGAAGGUUCGUGAACAAGAGGAGGAAAGACGUGCCCAGGAAGAAGAGAAACGUAAAAAGAAGGGUCCAAACGAACAGGAAAAGAAACAAAUUGCAGAACUCGAGUUGCUCAUGCUCGAAAGCAACCAAGACAAGAACAAAGGAUUCAGCAAAAAGGAUCUUCAACGUGAACACAAGGAAAAUACAACUGGCAAGAAGAAAAACAAAAAGAACAAGGGUGGCAAAAAGAACGAAGACGACGAUGACACUGAAUCUUUCAAGAUUGAUGUAAAGGAUGCUAGAUUCCACUCGUUGUUUGUCAAACCAGAGUUUGCUAUCGAUCCAACCAAUCCAAAAUACUCAAAGACCAAUGCCCUCAAGGAAAUCCUCGAGGAAAAGAAACGUAGACGUGAAGAGACAAAGAAUGACUUCAAUUCAGAUUUGAAAAAGAUGAAACCAACUACAGAAACUAAUAAUAAUAAUAAUAACGGUACCGCUUCAGAUUUGGAUAGAUUCAAGGCAAUGACAAAGAAUAUUCAAAAAAAUACUCAAAAGAUGAAUGAUAAGAAAGCAACUUUAAAGAAAAAUUAA